Messenger RNA from Juglans regia (Persian walnut), 2861 nucleotides. RefSeq lists its product as uncharacterized. The record is from RefSeq and is a predicted model, not a curated record. The transcript has 4 exons. Bases 318 to 2591 code for a protein of 757 amino acids. NCBI's taxonomy places the organism in Eukaryota, Viridiplantae, Streptophyta, Magnoliopsida, Fagales, Juglandaceae.
GAAAAAGCUCUGUUUUCCUCUGCAACCAUGUUAAUAAAAAACAUGCGUACAGACUAGUUUAUCCCCUCUCUCUCUCUCUCGAGAGUUUUCUUUGGAUUUCCUGGGUAUGAUAUGGAAUAAUCUCUCUCCCUUUUGGAGUUUUGUUUCUGGAUUUACAGAGUGUGAUAUGCAAUAAUCUCUCUCUCUCUCUCUCUCUCUCUCAAUCAGAGUUUUAGAGCUCUCAUUUGCACCUUCCAAGAACUUGUAAAAAAGUUUGCACUUCCCAAGAACUUGACCGACCUGGUUUCUGGGAUCGGCUAUUUCCUACAGGGAAUCUGAUGGAAGACAAGAAAUUGGAUUUUUAUCAGCCAAUUUUAUCUGUGAGGAGGGUUACAUCAACAGCAGUAUCCACACAAUCUGACAACAUAAGGACCACUGAUAAUUCAUCCCCUAAAGUACCUCCCCUUCCUUUUUACAAGUCAGAGUUAAAAUCAGGUCCAGUGAGGAACCCAGGAACUGUUCCUUUUGUCUGGGAGAAAACCCCAGGAAGACCCAAGAAUGAAAGGAAAGCACUAACUGUUGGUCUCGAAAGGCCUCAUAUUGCUCCAAAGCUUCCACCUGGGAGGGUUUCAAUCGUCAAACAGCAGGAUUUUGCUGAAGGUUCUAAACCUACAACUAUUACUCAGUCCAAAACAGAAAGUUUCCUUUCCAGGUCUCAAUGUGUUUCAGCUUUGGAUGAAAAUGUGACCAAAUAUGAAAGCUCCAAAGAGAAGAUAGAGGUGGAGGGUUUUGGUUCAGAGCAAGGUGAUGACGCCUAUAUGGAUGCCCUUGACGCAAUUUCUAGGACAGAAUCAUUUUUUAUGAACUGCAGCAUUAGUGGGUUGAGCAGCUUGGAUAGUCAAGAUGUCAAACCAUCUGGAACGUUCACGAUGGAUCCACAAACUCGGGAUUUCAUGAUUGGUCGCUUCUUGCCUGCAGCAAAGGCAAUGGCUUCUGAAACACCCCAACAUGCUACUUGGAAGCAACCCGUUCUACAAGAACAACUGAGACAGGUAGAGAAGGCAGUGGCUAGGGAUAAACGUGCUCCACAUAAUGAGAAUAAACCAAAUGUUGUGUCAUGUCAAUCCCAUGAUAUAGGUGUGGAAGACAGUGAAGAUGAAGCUUAUAAUUAUGAUGGAUCUGAAAUUUCAUCAGCUAGAGUUUGUGGCUUAUUUCCUAGGUUUUGCUUAAAAAGUUCCUUUUGCCUUCUAAAUCCUGUACCGGGGAUGAGCAUGCAGAGAGGGGUACCCAUUUCUUCAGUCCGUACGGUGAAGGCAAAACCUUCAUAUGCUGGUUCUUGCAGUGACUCAGAAAAGGAGCAUGCUGAGGAUGGUGCACAUGAGCAAAGAUUGCUAGGUGGAUGUCGAGCAGAUGAAUUGCAUGAAAAUAAGACUGCAGUGAAAAGUGAAUCCAAUAAAACUGCUCAUAAAAGUGAAUGUAAGAAACCAGAUGAAUCACCUUUGAACAAGUGUUUUCAGGGUAAUGGCAUGACGAACUUCCGGAAUGAAUCUUUCCUAUCUCUCCAUGAAGAAAAAGGUUUUCUUGGUCCUUCUGAAAAAACCAAGAAUUCCAGGGUGAAUGGGUCAGAUUUGCACAGAAAAGGCCAAACCAAUUUUCGAGAGUUAUUGGUCAAUGAGAGUACCGAAUGGGAAUCAGGUUCUACAAGCCCAGUAGAGAAAACAGUCUAUGUUGACUCUGUACAUGUAGUCAAAUCUCGAAAUUCAAAUUCAAGUUUUCCAAAUAUGCGAGGCUUAUCUGAUAAAGGAGAGGAUGAUUUUGGGAUUAUUGGAAAAAGUAGUGUAAUGGAAAAAAGUUCUUGCGUAGAUUCUUCACCUCAAGAUUUCAAGCACUUUGGUGUUGGGGAUGGAAAUGCAAAAGUGCAACCUGAAAGUUCAGACUCUAUUGAUGCCUUUUUUCUGUCUUGUUUUGACAGACACAAUCCUGAUAGGCAAAUGGAACUGAUGAAUGAUUCCAAACAGUCUCAGGAUCUUAUUCUGGAUUCUGCUACAUUGAUCGGACCAAAAGUGGUUGAUACUAAGGAAGUUGAUUUACACAGCCAGCAGCCAGUAAAAUCAGUUGAUCCUGAAGGACCUCAUGGCCUUACUCGGGAUUAUGAUACACUGACAUGUUCAAAAGUGGCUGACAGUUGGAAGAUUAGUUCAGAAAACCGACAGCCUAAGAAAUCUUGUACUCGAGUAAGUUCUGCUGGCCUUACUCAGGACUCUGUCACAUUUGCAUACUCAAAAGUGGGUGAGAAAAUUAAUUUAGAAAGCCAACGGCCAAAGAGAUCAGGUAAACAAGAAAGUUCUCAUGGCAGUUAUCCAUGGCUUCCUCUUGGCCCACCUUUACCAAAAUCUCCAUCUGAGUCUUGGCUAAAGCGCACUCUGCCUACCCUUUCCUCAAGGAAUUUACCUUCAAGCUCUUCUCUUGCCAUGUGCGUUAAUACUAGAAACCAAGCUUCCAAGACAACCUCUCUUGAUUCUAACUGGGAAAGACUUGUUAAAACUUCCAACACACACCAUGGGCAUUUGCGGUUCUCUGAGGAAUUACUGGCACCUAUACCUGAAGCUUAAAAACUUGGAAGCCUUAUCUUGUCCAUGCAUCCAUACAUUUGACUGGAAUGUACAUCCUUUGAUGGUGUUGGGAUUAUCAAAGUCAUUUCUUUUCCUGGUCAUUUAGUUUCCUCUUUACUAGGUGUUCCCUUUUUGGUUCCUAUACGUGGAAGUCAGUAUAUAUGAUGGCAUAACUGUAAAUCAACAUCCCCAUUUCUUCCUGUGAUAAGAAACUUCAGCUUGCUGCUCUCGUAAAUCUCAACAAUUUGUUGAACUUAUACAAAAGUUUGU